CCAAGGUUCGCCAAAGAGCUUGACCAAGACGCUGUUCCAGAAUGGCGCGUCAAAUAUCUCAACUAUAAGGCAGGCAAGAAACACAUCAAGGCCGUCACGCGCGCCAUCAACCGGGCCAAUGCCACACCGACCUUGACGAGACGGGCCGAGGUCCUUCCCACAGGCACCACGCCCGCCAGAGUCUUCGGCAUCAACCAUAGCUUCACCCCCCCGCGAAGGACGAAUGAUCCGCUGCCCCGCGACCUCCUCGACGAGUCCGGACGGCGGCGCUCCGCGUCCGGAACCGGGACCGGGACCGGGACCGCCAAGCCGGGGAGCGGUGCCGCUUCGGGACAUGAGCGGUUGGGGCUUGCCCGGAGCCCCGGCAGUCGUGUAGAGUAUGGCAGUAUUGGACCAACGCCGUCGCGCGCCAGCGACAGGCACGACUUUGAACUCCCAGCCCCGGCCAUGGGGUCCCCGUCGACCACAGGCUACAGCGUGGCCGCCCACUCUCCGCCGUUGAGCCGUGCCGCCCUUCAGCGCAGCGCUUCGAUGGUGGCUGCCGGCCGGUUGGACCACCACUCCCCGCCGUUGCUGACCUUGCCUACGGCUGGGAUGGGCUCGACGCCUCGUCUGCGCGUGCCUCGUCUCUUUACAACCGGCUCGGCGAGUUCCCGGCAGGCGGCAGCCAAGUUCGAUAUAGGGAUGCAGAAUCUAGAUUACGUCCGUUCGGCGGAGCGCGACUUUUUCGCCUUCCUCGACGAAGAACUCGACAAGAUUGAGUCCUUCUACAAAGAGAAGGAAGACCAGGCAACGGAGCGGUUGGCGGCCCUUCGAGCGCAGCUGCAUGAGAUGCGCAACAGGCGGACGGCCGAAAUCGCCGAGGCGAAGAGGAGGCGCGAGCUGAGCCGCGACCGAAGCCGCAGCCGCAGCCGCGGCACUGGUGUCGGCGAGGGACGCGCCAAGGACAGCAAUCAUGACUGGAUCAACCCUCUCAAGGACAGGCUCUUCAAACCCGGACCUAACUCGAAAGCCUUGCUGAAGAUGACCCGGACGCCCGUAAUGGCUGCUCAGACCAUUGACCAGGGCCGCGACUACGUCCGGCGGCCCGAAGACGACGAUGUACCCUACCGGACAGCGAAGCGCAAGCUCAAGCUGGCGCUGCAGGAGUUCUACCGGAGCCUCGAGUUGCUGAAGUCGUACGCGCUGCUGAACCGGACCGCCUUCCGCAAGCUCAACAAGAAGUACGACAAGGCCGUCAACGCCCGCCCGCCCUACCGAUACAUGAACGAGAAGGUGAACAAGUCUUGGUUCGUGAACAGCGACGUCCUAGACGGGCACAUCCGCACCGUCGAAGAUCUGUACGCCCGGUACUUCGAGAAGGGCAACCGCAAAAUCGCCGCCGGCAAGCUUCGGAACCUGCAGAAGCGAUCGGGCGAUUCGUCCGACAGUGCCUUCCGUAGUGGCCUGCUGAUCGGCGUCGGUGCUGUCUUUGCCCUCCAGGGCCUCAUUUACGGUUCCGACAUUCUCCUGCACAGCGAGGACCCCGUACUUGCUGAGCAGACAAGCUAUCUAAUGCAGCUCUACGGAGGGUAUUUCCUUGCUUUGCUCCUCUUCACCCUCUUCACCCUGGAUUGCCGGAUGUGGGUCAAGAACAAAGUCAACUAUCCGUUCAUCUUCGAGUUCGAUCCGAGAAAUUUUCUCAAUUGGAAAGAGCUGGCCGAGUUCCCCAGCUUCUUCUUUGCCUUGUUCGGCGUCUUCAUCUGGCUCAACUUUGCGAGGCUGGGGGAUUGGGAACAAAUGUAUCUUUACUACCCCGUCAUCCUGAUCUGCAUAACCCUCGUCAUUUUGUUUCUUCCGGCCCCGGUCCUGCAUUACAAGGCUCGAAGGUGGUUCUUGUACUCCCAUUACCGGUUACUCCUGUCCGGCCUGUACCCAGUGGAUGGUCGAUCAGCGGUCUGGGACCUCUUCAUGGACUUUUCGCUCCUCCAAGCGAACGCUCACAGGCGUCUCCUCCGCGAUAUCACGGCCAUCCGGCCGGUCUGGGUAUACUACCUCAUCAUGAUUGUCGACCCCAUCUUGCGCUUCUCCUGGAUCUUCUACGCCAUCUUCACCCACGACACUCAGCACAGCACCCUCGUCUCUUUCAUGGUUUCCUUCGCCGAAGUCGUCCGCCGCGGCAUGUGGACCCUGCUCCGUGCCUCGCGCGACACUCCGCUGCCCUACCACCUCGAGCAAUAUGUCCAGCGUCCCAGCCUCGAAGCAGCAGCAGCAGCAGCAGCCGCCGCCGCCGCCAAUGCCAUCGGCACGCCCUCCACCACUACGGCUCCCGCUGCCGCCCGCCCUCCGACAUCCAUAUCCACGCCGCUCCGCCGCGGCGGCACGCCGGCUCCAGGACCCACACCAGAACCACAAACGCCCGGCACCGCCCAGUCCCAGCGCCCAGCCGCCCCUCUCCCAACCCCGCUGCUCGAAGCGGGCGCAGGCGCGCAACCGGCCUCCGCCGCCCCAUCUCCUUCCCCCGCAACAAUAUCCGGAGCAGCCGCCGGCACCGCCGCAGCGUCGGUGUCGGUGGAGGACAGCGCCGGCGCCGGCACCGGCGCGGCCUGGCCGGGCGCGCUCGGCAGGCGGCGCGCCGACACGCUGGGCAGGAGGUCGAUCCGACAGGCCAUGGCUGAGGCGCACAGGCAGGACUUCGAGAAGAAGCGGGUGCCGGUGGAGGCGAAGGAGAGGGAUUGUGCGCUUGAGGAGGAGGAGUACGACGAGGAGGAAGAGGAGGGAGGGGGAGAGGAAGAAGAGGAAGAAGAAGAGGUGGAGUUGAAAAGUGAGGGGGGAGAGGAGGAAGUGGGAAGGGGCCACCGGGAGGAGGAGGAAAAGGAUGAGGAGGAGGGGAUGAGGAUUGGGAAUGGGGGGUGGUAA
Thermothielavioides terrestris NRRL 8126 is the source of this 2898-nucleotide messenger RNA. RefSeq lists its product as uncharacterized. Lineage: Eukaryota; Fungi; Ascomycota; Sordariomycetes; Sordariales; Chaetomiaceae. Gene Ontology annotation, biological process: cellular response to phosphate starvation; phosphate ion transport. The record is from RefSeq and is a predicted model, not a curated record. Gene Ontology annotation, cellular component: cytoplasm; plasma membrane; Golgi apparatus. Gene Ontology annotation, molecular function: inositol hexakisphosphate binding. The transcript is spliced from 5 exons. The annotation marks the transcript as partial.